AUGCGGAUCAGUACGCGACUUACGGCCUCAGGUGUGUCCACGCAGGUGAAAAUGGAUCCCAGACGUGUAGAGAUCGAGGUUCGUCAGAAGUCUUGUCCCUAUGGUGACAGACUCAGCGAGACCUCGCCGUUAGUGGAAUCUUGUUUCUCCCUUCCUGCCAAUUAUUCCAGCAUCGAGAGACGCGAGUUCACAGGCUCUUCAAGCUACGACGGCAGCGAGGAGAAUCCACUCGACUCUUUACUGGAUUCCACGAUGGAAGAUUUCAAAAAGAAGAGGCCGGAUUUACUUCCUCAUCUAGAUCCUGUCAAUGGGAAGAAGAAGAUAACGACUGGUCUCUUUCCGCACUCCCUUGCAUACUACCUCAAGAUUUUGCUCAUCAUCUGCGGCUGUGCCGUGUCUACAUUGGUGCAUCGGACUCUGGCAGCAUUACUGGCCUCCACCUUCGCCAUCGCUGCUUUGGCUGCCGUCAACGAGCGACCGACACUUCCGGAAAUAGUAUCAUGGUUGGACAUGGAGACCCUGGCUCUCCUCUUCGGCAUGAUGAUCAUGGUAGCGAUCUUGAGCGAGUCCGGAUUGUUCGAUUGGAUCGCCGUCCUCGCCUACCAGAUUGCCCACGGACGGAGGUGGUACCUUCUCACUUACUUGUUCAUCUUCACUGCCAUCAUAUCUGCAUUUCUGGACAAUGUCACCACGGUCCUUUUACUCACUCCAGUCACUAUCAGAUUGUGCGAGGUGAGCGACCUGGACCCCGUGCCAGUGUUGAUCCUCAUGGUACUCUUCUCGAACAUCGGAGGAUCGGGUACUGCCAUUGGAGACCCGCCGAACGUCAGACUCGACCGUGAACAAGAAGACUUGCGAGGCGAGGUCGCGGUGUGGGAGAAGGCAGCCCGAGGCUUCUCUACCCUCUCGCGGCAGGAACUGGUCGUCCGCCGGAUGCUAAUGAGAAAGGUUCAGCACCUCCAGAAACUGCUGGAGCAACGCAUCGCCGCCAACAAUGGGGAAGCGCUAGAUGAUCGCUUUAGAGAGACCCUCGAGGAGCUGAAAACAAAAUACGUGAUCCGAGACAAGGUUCUGUUGAUCAAGUCCAUGGUCGUCCUCGUGAUCGUCCUCAUCCUCUUCUGUCUCCAACCG
Darwinula stevensoni is the source of this 1131-nucleotide messenger RNA. The record is from the annotation of a GenBank genome assembly. NCBI's taxonomy places the organism in Eukaryota, Metazoa, Arthropoda, Ostracoda, Podocopida, Darwinulidae.